AUGACGGCCAUCAACGCACCACGAGACAAGUACAACGCUGUGUGGCUCAUCUUCUUCAUCCUCGGCCUGGGAACACUUCUGCCAUGGAACUUCUUCAUGACAGCAUCAGCGUACUUCACCAGUCGACUGAAGGACCCAGUGACCACAACCUUAAAUCUGACAGGAAACGAGACCGUGGGUGGCGGCGACACAAGAAGCGUCCUGGAGUCAAAGUUUAACAAUGUGAUGACGCUUUGUGCCAUGGUCCCUCUGCUCAUCUUCACCUGCCUCAACUCCUUCAUCCACCAAAGAGUGUCCCAGAAGUUGAGGAUUCUGGGGAGUCUGUGUGUGAUUUUUGUGGUUUUCCUGAUCACUGCCAUAAUGGUGAAGGUCAACAUUGAGCCCAUGUCGUUCUUCAGCGUCACUAUGAUCAAAAUAAUCUGCAUCAACUCGUUUGGGGCAGUUCUUCAGGGUAGCUUGUUUGGUUUGGCUGGGAUCCUACCUGCAACCUACACUACACCCAUCAUGAGUGGACAGGGCCUGGCCGGUACCUUUGCUGCCUUCUCGAUGAUCUGUGCAUUGGCCUCUGGAUCUGCUCUGCAGGACAGUGCUUUUGGAUACUUCAUUACAGCCUGUGCUGUCAUUCUGGUGGCCAUAAUGUCCUACUUUGUUCUCCCAAAAAUGGAGUUUUUCCAGUACUAUAUUGAGAGCAAUGGCUCCAAUCCAACUGCUGAAGAGGAGAACAAAAUGGACCUGCUUAAAAAAGAGGGUUCCACAGAGAAGAAACCAGUGAUGAAUCUCACUGAGGAUGAAGGCAGGCCAACGGUGUCUGUCUUAAACAUCUUCAAACAGGUAGACUUCGAGAUCUGGGUGAUGGCCUUGUCUGUGUGCUUCAUUUUCACUGUGACCAUCGGCACGUUCCCCGCGGUGACCGCCGAUGUGAAGUCCACUGUAGCAAACGGAGGAGCCUGGGAAACCUACUUCCUCCCUGUGUCCUGCUUCCUGCUGUUUAACCUGAUGGACUGGGCGGGCAGGAGUCUGACAGCUGUCUGCAUGUGGCCGGGGAAAGACAGCAAGUUGCUCCCCAUCUUCGUGAUCUUGAGGAUUGUCUUCAUCCCGCUGUUCAUUCUAUGUAACGUCAAACCACGCCACCACUUCCCUGUGCUCUUCCUCCAUGACGCAUGGUACAUUACCUUCAUGAUCUUCUUUGCCUUCUCUAAUGGAUACCUGGCCAGCCUCUGCAUGUGCUUCGGACCCAAGAAAGUGGCCCCACAUGAAGCAGAGACAGCGGGCGCGAUCAUGGCUUUCUUCUUGUCUCUUGGCCUGGCACUGGGCGCAUCGGUCUCCUUUGCCUUCAGAGCCAUUUGCUAA
Knipowitschia caucasica is the source of this 1350-nucleotide messenger RNA. The record is from the annotation of a GenBank genome assembly. NCBI's taxonomy places the organism in Eukaryota, Metazoa, Chordata, Actinopteri, Gobiiformes, Gobiidae.